Molecule: messenger RNA, 1818 nt
Organism: Copidosoma floridanum
Lineage: Eukaryota; Metazoa; Arthropoda; Insecta; Hymenoptera; Encyrtidae
Product: cilia- and flagella-associated protein 91
Source: RefSeq, a predicted model, not a curated record
AUGAACCUGGACAUUUGCCGAGUCAGCCAGGAGUCGGUCUCCUCGGGGCCGGACGCGACGACGGACAAGAGAAUGUCCAGCCACUUGGACGGCAGCAUCCUGGGUAGCGCGGUCAAAGCCGUGCACCACCGAUUUUUCAGCUCCAGGUGCUCGAGCGAGUACUUCAAGAACAGUGCCACGCAGACGGAUUACACGGAGGUCGAGUGCCAGACCGAGCCCUGGGAGCCACCGUACAGGGUCGCGGAAGGUCACGAUCCGGAGGUCCUGACUCUGCAGUCGUUCGCAUGGGGCAACGAGUUGCCGGCCGGCGUCCACGAGGUCGAGAUCAUCAACCGGAUGAGAAUGAGAAGGGCCUGGGAGCUGGUUCUACCGCCGAUGGAUACUCCUUGCAACGUGAAAAAACGCAAGGUCAUCAUCACCGCCCUCGAAGAGGACGAGUGGGCCUUCAGAGAAUCUGAGAUACAAACGGUCAUGGACAUGAGGAUGGAGCUGGCGAAGGAGCUGAUGGAGUCGAGGGACGGCGAGAAGAGGUCCAAGGCCGAGAUCAGGUUCCGGAGGCUCGAGGAGAUACUCAGCAGACGCAGGCAGAAGGAAGCCAAGAACAUAAGGAACAAGUUGGCGCGCGAGUUGCGCAAACUCGUUGGCAGGCACUGCGAUCCCGGUGAAAAAAAUUCACGGCACAUCCCCGCCAAGCGAGGACCUAGCGCCGAGUACCACGUGAAACAGUGCUACGACUGUAACAGCCGCGUUGACGACAUCCGCGGGGACAACAAACCCAUGGACCCGGAUAUGCUUCGCGUUCCCAAGUGGCUGACCGACAAGCUGAACGACGCCACGCGCCAGUCCUCGGGGCCGUGUCGCAGGUGUCCCGAGAGGAAAGAUAGGUACCUGCUGAGGCUCAGCCAAGCUGUGGAACACCAUGGCAAGGAGAACUUGGAUGGACUGUCUCUGUUGAAGCGCGUCAAGAAGCCGCCUUCGAUGCCCCCAACGCCCCAGUUGUCUUGGCGGUUGUCGGAGCACUCCGAGAACAGGGCGGACGCCGCUGUGGAGUACCUGCAGGGACUGAUCAGCGGCCGGGCAGUUCAGUGCGAGUUCAUCGAGGGGAAAAAUCGAUGCGCGGAGCUGAUUGAGGAGCUGCAAGCGUCUCAAGCCGAGGAGACGGACGAGGAGCUGGCCGAGAAGUUGCGUAGGAAGCAGGAACAUGAGCGAGGGGUCGCACAGGAGAACAGAGCCAGGGAGAUACUACAGGCGCUCGAGGGCAAGACCAUCGCAAAGAUGCUGAUGUUCCUGAACGACGAGCUGACGAGGCUCGAGAGCGAGAAGAAGAGCCACGCGCUCGUGCUGUUGGCCGAGCGCGAGAGGAUGAGGCACAAGAUAGAGCAAGCCUGCCAGGAGCAACUCGAGGCGAACCGGCGUCGCGAGCUGGACGAGAUGUAUCGGCAGAUCUUGAAGGUCAACCAGGAGUCCGUGCAAAUGUACCUCGAGGACGUGCUCAAGGAGGGAGUGGAGUGGGCCUCGGAGAAGGAGGCCGAGAAUUACGUGCACGAGCUGGCGAACAAGGUCGACGCGAUGGCCAAGUACAUGGACGACAACAUCGACAAGAUUGACGAGGAGGGUAUGGUCGCGGACAUGGUUUACAACUUUGUGCUGCCUCGAGUGGCGAAAGAGUUUGCGGCUAGGGAGGAGCGCGAGAAGCAGGAGGGCUAUUUGCGCGCUGCUUGCGCGGCUGUUUACGACGAGAUCGGCAAGACCGAUGAGGCUGGCGUUGGUGCUUCUUGUCAAUCGGCAAGUCUCCUCUCGUGUCCUGUUCCUUUGUGA